Molecule: messenger RNA, 1809 nt
Organism: Macrosteles quadrilineatus (aster leafhopper)
Lineage: Eukaryota; Metazoa; Arthropoda; Insecta; Hemiptera; Cicadellidae
Product: zinc finger protein 93-like
Exons: 1
Coding region: 175-1362 (395 amino acids)
Biological process (GO): regulation of transcription by RNA polymerase II
Molecular function (GO): DNA-binding transcription factor activity; RNA polymerase II cis-regulatory region sequence-specific DNA binding
Source: RefSeq, a predicted model, not a curated record
GAUAUUUAAUACACAUAACGUUGAUUUGAGCAAACGUUGACCAAGUUUGAUUGAUACUGUUUAACAUAAACCAAAUACAAAAACAGACAUAUUUUUAAUAGACAAACUAAGCAAUUUGACUAAUUCUAAUUACGUUCUAGCUCAUCAAAUAAGUAGAAAUCAGAAAACAACAAAAUGUUUAAGAUCACUAAAAAGCCUCUCCUUAAGUGUAUAAUAUGUGGAACAUUGUUUUCAACUCUAUCGACAAUGAAGUGUCAUAUAUAUUUACACACCGGUGAGCAUCCCUUUAGAUGUUUGACAUGUGGGAAAACAUUUAAUUAUCAAUUUCAAGUAAUGAAUCAUUUGUUGACUCAUUCUAAUAAGUAUCCUUAUAAAUGCACUACAUGUGGAAAAUCAUUCCGAACCAGAAGCCUUAUAAAGAGACAUACAUUAGUACACACCGGAGAGCGACCUCAUAAGUGUACUAUAUGUGGAAAAUCAUUCCAAAACAGUAGCAGUGUGAAGGAACAUACAUUAGUACACACUGGAGAGCGACCUCAUAAUUGUACUACAUGUGGAAAAUCUUUCCAAACCAGUAGCAGUAUGAAGAGACAUUCAUUAGUACACAUUGGAGAGCGACCUCAUAAGUGUACUACAUGUUGGAAAUCCUUCACAACCAACGGCAGUAUGAAGAGACAUAAAUUAGUACACACUGGAGAGCGACCUUAUAAGUGUAAUAUAUGUGGAAAAUUCUUUAUAACCAAGGGCAGUAUGAAGGAACAUACACUAGUACACACUGGAGAGCGACCUUAUAAGUGUACUAUAUGUGGGAAAUCCUUCCAAAGCAGGAGCAAUAUGAAGAGUCAUACAUUAGUACACACCGGAGAGCGACCUCAUAAGUGUACUAUAUGUGGAAAAUCCUUCAUAACCAAGGGCAGUAUGAAGGAACAUACACUAGUACACACUGGAGAGCGACCUCAUAAGUGUACUAUAUGUGGAAAAUCCUUCAUAACCAAGGGCAGUAUGAAGGAACAUACACUAGUACACACUGGAGAGCGACCUUAUAAGUGUACUAUAUGUGGAAAAUCCUUUAUAACCAAGGGCAGUAUGAAGGAACAUACACUAGUACACACCGGAGAGCGACCUCAUAAGUGUACUAUAUGUGGAAAAUCCUUCCAAAGCAGGAGCAAUAUGAAGAGACAUACAUUCGUACACUCCGGGGAGAAACUUUAUAAGUGUACUACAUGUGGGAAAUCCUUCCAAACCAGGAACAGUAUGAAGAUUCAUACAGUACUACACACUGGAGAGCGACCUCAUAAGUGUACUACAUGCGGAAUGUUAUUCCAAACCAGUGGCAAUCUAAAGAAGCAUAGCCUACACUAGUACACACUGGAGAGCGACCUUAUAAGUGUACUAUAUGUGGAAAAUCCUUCCAAACCAGGAGCAGUAUGAAGAUUCAUACAUUACUACACACCGGAGAGCGACCUCAUAAGUGUACUACAUGCGGAAUGUUAUUCCAAACCAGUGGCAAUCUAAAGAAGCAUAGCCUACACUAGUACACACUGGAGAGCGACCUUAUAAGUGUACUAUAUGUGGAAAAUCCUUCCAAACCAGGAGCAGUAUGAAGAUUCAUACAUUACUACACACCGGAGAGCGACCUCAUAAGUGUACCGUAGAAUGGGGUGAAUAGAAACACUUUUUGACUUUUAAGCUUCUGUAAAAACGAUAUUUUUAAUUUUUAAAUUUUCAACACUAGCUCAUAUUUUCGGUCUUGGACUCCUCUACUCAAAUCACUAAUCAAUUUUUUUUCUUUUUAAUCAUUAAGCAGAA